Messenger RNA from Adineta ricciae, 336 nucleotides. NCBI's taxonomy places the organism in Eukaryota, Metazoa, Rotifera, Eurotatoria, Adinetida, Adinetidae. The record is from the annotation of a GenBank genome assembly.
AUGAAAGUAACGACUUCGAUUUCCGGCACAUACAAGUUUAAAGAUACAAGUGCAAUAGAUAGUUAUGCGUUUCUAUAUACGAAUUAUUCAGAAUCACUGACUGCUUGCGAAAAUCUUCCCAUUGAAAAUGACGAUCUUAAUCAUACAGCAUUUCAAUUUGAAUUUCAAUACAGAUUACAAUCGAAUCAAAUGUAUAUUUUAAAUGGUUCAACGUAUAGUUCUCUUAUCACUGGUGGAUUUAAUAUUGUGACCAUUGGUUCAGACUCGGCCAAUUCCAAUCGCAUUACCAGUUUCAGUGGGCCAUUAUCGUGUUUUAUCUGCUUUUGUAAAAUGUGA